AUGUUGGAGUUGUGCCCUCAAUCAGAAACACCGAUUUUAGUUGCGGAAUACAAGUGGACUUGCCAACUCAUUCUGAGCAAUAUCGUCUUCUCGGACGAUCGUGAUAAACUCGGGCACAAGCCGGUGCCCGAGGCUAUACAGUGGAUUCUUCAUGAGGCUGCGUAUUGCAAUAGUAGAGGUGGUUCGGAGGCAGGUUGGAACGUUGAAGUUCAUCAUCAUGUCCUUUCUGCGGCUUUGAGACUGUUACAGGAUUCUGACCGUCCUAGUACAACCGCUUCAAACAUCGCCGAGUGUCAUGUGACUUCAGCGUCUAAGAAAGUCGACUUUUGCAUGUAUCUUGAUCCCAUGCAGGAUGAUUUUGCCCAAGUUUCGGAUACCAUUGACGCCCCGAAGAAUAUCUUCCCACUCGGCAUUUUUAAUCGCACAAAUCUAGCCCCGCUCUCCGACAGCCCCAUCGCCGUUGGCAUCGAAAUCAAGAAGACGGGCGAGCGUUGGGAGAACGCCAAGCUACAGAUGGAAGUCUGGAUGGCAGCCCAUUGGCAGUUCCUCUGGCAACUACUAUUACGAAAACGAGCACAAGAGCUCGCAACUAGCGACGAGAUGAGAUGGAGCCUCCCAGAUUUCAUAACUGGCAUCAUCAUCCAACGGCAUGAUUGGCACCUCAUUAUCACGACGCCAGAAGGAGAUAAGACGCUUUUCUGGCAGAAGAAGAAUCUUGGACAUACGUCGAACUCAAUGGGAAUUUACAAGAUUAUAUAUAAUUUGGAGCUAUUGAGGCAAUGGGCACAAGAGGAAUAUUACAGAUAG
This is a messenger RNA of Fusarium verticillioides 7600, 807 nucleotides long. RefSeq lists its product as hypothetical. Bases 1 to 807 code for a protein of 268 amino acids. The transcript is spliced from 2 exons. The record is from RefSeq and is a predicted model, not a curated record. NCBI's taxonomy places the organism in Eukaryota, Fungi, Ascomycota, Sordariomycetes, Hypocreales, Nectriaceae.